CUCAGUCACUCAGUGCUGGUUGAGAGAUGAACCAUAAAAUACUACCUAGGCAGGACAACACUAUACAUUAAUUUACUGACUCACCUGUUAACCUGCCUCUUACAGUGCUUCUGAAUUGUACUUUUGUGGAUAUCCAUAGACAUCUGCGGUGUUGGAAGGAGUAACUUUGUGCUUUGUUAGGAGUUCAUGGCUUCAAGUUUGAAGGUUUUUUGGGAUCCUUGUCAUUGUUCGGAUCGCUUCAGAGGUUCAUCAUUAGUUAUUGGGCAGCAUUUGAGGACACCUGAGGAACAAAUGUUGUCCUUUGCUUUAAAGCGUGCAUAGUAUCUCCAAUGGGUUUCUGUCCCUGUGGUCUGGCUGCACUGUUGCUGACAUUGGCGCAUUCGACUACUGGAAUAAUCAAUUGAAUCUGACGUGGCGUUGGACAUCUGCUUGCAUAUUGACUUAUCGGGAACAGAGAAAGCCAUCUCAAACCUUUUGUUUUGUGUGUGUGUGUGUGGCCUGGUUGGAGCAGAGUAUUGCUAUGUUUUUCUCCUGGAUUCUCUAGCAGAACUCUCUAGGGUAGUACAUUAGCAUAUGUGACAUUUUGCAUUCACGUUCACCUCCACCCUAAAGUUUAACCUCACGACACAUAUCCCUUAGGCUAAGGAGGGCCUUUCAGUGCCUUAAGUUGACCUGGUACCCCAUGUCGUCUGACUCUGGCCAUCUCACCGGGGCCCAGAGAGCUGUGUGCAGGCUGGUCCACCGGGGCCCCAGACCAUGGGCCCUGCUGAGGCCCAUAAGGCUGGAGCUGGGGGUGUAUGUGGAGAAGACCUGCACUAAACAGAAACACAGGAUGGAGGCUUCGUGUCUGGAGUUGGCGCUGGAGGGAGAGAGGCUGUGUAAGGCGGGGGACUUUAAAGGCGGGACAGCAUUUUUCGAGGCGUCUGUGCAGGUGGGAACAGAAGACCUGAAGACCCUCAGUGCCAUCUACAGCCAGCUGGGCAAUGCCUACUUCUACCUGAAGGAAUACGGCAAGGCCCUGGAGUACCAUAGACACGACCUCACUCUGGCCAGGACAAUAGGGGACAGGAUAGGGGAAGGGAAAGCCAGCGGUAACCUUGGAAACACACUGAAGGUUUUGGGCCGCUUCGACGAGGCAGCAGUGUGCUGUCAGAGACACCUGGACAUCUCUCAAGAGCAAGGGGACAAGGUGGGAGAGGCCAGGGCUCUGUAUAAUAUAGGGAACGUGUUCCAUGCCAAGGGAAAGCAGCAGUUAUGGGGCUGUACCCAGGACCCUGGGGACCUCCCACCAGACGUCAGAGAUACACUGCAAAAGGCUACUGGCUUCUACGAGUUGAACCUGUGUCUGGUCAAAGAGCUGGGGGACAGAGCCGCUCAGGGGAGAGCCUUCGGUAACCUAGGCAACACCCACUACCUUUUGGGAAAUUUUGUGGAGGCCAUCAAAUUCCACAGACAGAGACUUUCCAUUGCCAAGGAGUUUGGUGACAAAGCAGCAGAACGUAGAGCCUAUAGUAACCUUGGCAAUGCUCUGAUUUUCCUGGGCCAGUUCAACACUGCCACGGAGUACUACAGGAAAACUCUGCAGCUGUCUCGUCAGUUAAAGGACCAGGUGAUGGAGGCCCAGGCGUGUUACAGCCUGGGGAACACCUACACUUUGCUGCAGCAGUACGAGAGAGCCAUAGACUACCAUCUCAAACACCUCCUCAUAGCCCAGGAGCUCACUGACAGGGUUGGAGAGGGCCGUGCCUGCUGGAGUCUGGGAAAUGCCUAUGUGUCUUUAGGGAAUCAUCGCCAGGCCCUGCACUAUGCCCGCAAACACCUGGAUAUCUCCAGAGAGAUUGGGGACAGGAAUGGCGAGUUGACUGCCAGGAUGAAUGUGGAGCAGCUGAUGGAGGCUCUGGGGGUCAACGAGAGUGACCUUUCACCCUGCGGGUCAGAGUUUGAGGUGCAAGGAGCCAGACCCAAAAUUACCAAGAGAAACAGUGUGGACAGUGUCGAACUGUGGAAGUACUCGUCAGAUAAGAAUGGAGACAGCCAGGAAUUGGACAGUAUAUCUCGGAGAUCCAAGAGUCAGCAGUCUCAGCCAAGUAGAGGGAAGGGCUACCCCGACAGCCAGUCCUCAGAUGAGAGGCAGUGGUUUGACUCCCCUGUGGACGCCGAUGAAAUCACAGUCCAAGUCCCGCCUCCGAAGCUAAGUCGUGACCCCUCUGAUGAGGACUGCUUCUUCGACCUCCUCAGCAAGUUUCAGAGCAGCCGCAUGGACGACCAGCGCUGCCACCUUGACGACCCGAAUGUAGAGAACGGAGAAAAUGGCGAGAAUGGAGGGGCUGUCUCUCUUAAUGAAAUGCUAGAUCCAGCGCUCAUCUCCUCGCCCCAGACAGAGGAGCUGUUUGACCUGAUCGUCAGCUCCCAGAGCCGUCGCCUGGAUGACCAGCGGGUCAGCGUCAGCAACCUGCCGGGCCUCAGGAUCACCAAUAACAACCUGGGCCACCUGUGUGUUGACACAGACCCCCAGGAGCCCAGCGAUGACUUCUUCAACAUGCUUAUCAAGUGCCAAUCCUCCAGGAUUGAUGACCAGCGGUGCUCCCCACCAGAAGGGGGGCCCCGGGCUCCCACGGUGCCUGACGAGGACUUCUUCAGUCUGAUCCAGAGAGCACAGGCCAAGCGCAUGGACGAGCAGCGGGUCCACCUCCCCUCAGAAGAACAGGACGGGCCCGACUCCGACCCAUCCGGGGACUCCAGCUAGGGGCCCAAGCAAUCAGCCCUGGGGCAGGGUUUGAGAUUGCGACCAUUUGACUUGGCAAUGCAAAACCAAUUUUGAAUUGGUCGCUAGGGUGUCAGUGAAAAUGUUUUGCUUGUCAUCUUAGUUUUUGGUUCACAAUUAGCUUUUUUUCUAUUAUCAAGAUUUAUUCUAAUAGCAGUGGGCAGCAACAAUGGGUAUGCAAACAAUGGGUAUGCAAACAAUGGGUAUGCAAACAAUGGGUAUGCAAACAAUGGGUAUGCAAACAAUGGGUAUACAAACAAUGGGUAUGCAAACAAUGGGUAUGCGAUGUGCAAUUCGGUCAUCAUCCACUGUUUGAAUGAACGUGUCUAAAGGUUUUCCUAAAACACCUUUCCAAUUAAAUGUUGACUGGAAAGUAGGACUAUCUGACAGAAUGUGGGGCAGCAGGUAGCCUAGUGGUUAGAGCGUUGGACUAGCAACCGAAAGGUUGCAAGAUCAAAUCCCCAAGCUGACAAGGUAAACAUCUGGUGUUCUGCCCCUGAACAAGGCAGUUAACCCACUAUUCCUAGGCCGUCAUUGAAAAUAAGAAAUUGUUCUUAACUGACUUGCCUCGUAAAAAAAAAAAAAUGAUUUGUAUGAUAUAUGAAUUUUUCUGCUAACUCUGUCAGUGUAGCCCACACUGUACAUUGCACAGUACAAGAACACUGCUAGGCAAUUGAAUUAAAUGCAACUUAAUUCUCCAAUUAUACUUUUUUUUAUUGUUCCCAGACCUUAAAUGUAGUCUCCUGAUGUGGUUUAAGCAUUGUUGUGGACUUAAAACAUCCAAGUUGUUGUAGUUUUCCUAUUAAAACAGUGUGAUUGUGACAGUGAGAACCUGGAAAAAACAAGGAAAACUAUUAAAUUAAACCGGGAAAAAUGAAUUUACCAAAACUGAUUUUAUAGGGCUCUACACCUGUAGACUGACUGUUCAAAAUCACUAACACUAACCAGGUUUCCUUCCAACCUUUUUAUGUGAGUAAAGUACAUGUCGGAUGAGACAUUUCAUGACAGGCCAGAUGUAAACAGCUAAUAUUUGGAAAUAUUAUUUGGAAAGUAACCUUUCCAAAUAUUGACAAAACAAAAUACGCAACACAAGGUGUGAUCUUUUUGUGUCUAAAAUUAUGUGAGAAAUGGCAGUGGAAAUGCCUUUAUGCACAAAUAUUGAUCAUCAUAUCAAAGUAAACUUGGAGUCACGUGGUGAUAUGUUGUGGGUUGCUCCCACUGCGACUUGGGAAACUAUGCAGUUUAUUAGGCUACAGAUGAAAUAGCUUAUGGGCUGGUGAAAGUGCACAGUAAUGAGCUUGAUGCUCCUAUAUAAUACAUAUCGAGGGUGUUAUUCUGGUGACGUGAUGCUUGGCUGCCAUUUGACUAAUAAUCUGCCAUUUGUCUAUAAUAAUCUCAUCAUGUAGGCUAUACCCGCACUGUUUCUGCAAGCUGUUGGCUAGAGGGCACGAGCCAAGACCAGAGUGGGCACAUUCGCUAUAUAACUCAAAAACAAAAUGUCACAGAACCAUCAGUAGACUUGAAGAUGUGAUGGAAACCCAUUUUUUUAUUUGGUAACAUCAAAAAUAAUGUGUAUGGGCCGCACACAGCCUUUUAUCCACAUCAAGUCAAUUUGAUGGAAACUCAUCUCUGGUGGGAGAAGUUUUGAGUAUUCGCAUGAAAAUCGGUCGCUAAUUGGAUGGAAACCUAGCUAUUAACACAAUGUUUGAGAUUUUGCAAAGGUUUUAUUUUCCCCUCCAAACAAUCAAUGUUAAUAUGAUGUUGUCAAGUUAAAAUUGAAUGAUUUCUGUAUGGAGGGUAGGACAUUAUAAGCUACUUGCUCAGCGUGCAUCAUUGCUCAGCGUGCAUCAUCCGCUUUACCAGGACAGUAAUUCUUUUCAUUUUGAGCCAGUAGCUCCCAGUUGGCACUGGCCCGGUGUGUCACUGGCAAAUUUACCUGAAUGUCAAGCCCUGCCCGAGGAAUGCUAAUUUACCAGAUGGCUUUUCAUUACUUGCCUGGUUCUGUAUGGAAUGCAGCUACAUUAUAAGUCACAGGUGAGGUCAUUAUCAUGGGGUGUGACCAAAUCAUGUACUGGUGCCAUCAACUGGUCUGCAACCCUGCCUGGGCCACCACUCGAGGAGAUCCUUGAAGGGAUAGGUGUGCAAUAGGUGGCACCCUUUCAGCUGUUGUGAAUCUGUUUAGAUUUGAAAGGUGUACAAAUCCAAAUUCCAGGAGAAAUCUAUGUGAAUUAAGUGUUUUGCUAGAGUUUGAGACGCCAACAAGAUAUUUACUCUACCCCAUCUACUGCCUUAAAUCAGUUUUUUUUUCAAACUCCGAUUGUAUUACUAAGUAUCAGGGGUCUGUGAUUUCAAAGCGUAUAAUGGCGAAGUGUUUGGUUUGAAGGAUGACGAUGAUUGCUGCUGGUGAUUUUUGUUGACGACAGUAUUAGCUAUGUCAAAAUUGCAUUCGGUAUUAGACAACAGCUCAAGAGACUUCAGGAAUAAUUAUAAAACAGCACAGUUAGUCAAGGUCUAGUCAUUAUAGAGUUCAUGUCUUCUGGAGUACAAACAGGUUUAAAACAAAAAAUUAUACAUUUCUCAAAAUAAAUGUUAUGUUUAAUAGUAUACAAAAUGUCAAGAAUAUAUUGUUUUAGAGAGUUGAAUCAAGCUCAAAUCAAAGUGCAUCUCUUCAUUUAGGCCAUGGAAGUGCCAAUAGUGCAGUAUAUAGGCAGUAUACUGAUUGCAAUCAACAAAUGUCUAAUGGUAACCCCCACAAUGCCAUCAACUUGAUCAACCUUUCUCUGACCAAUGACCUUAGAGCUGACAGUCCAAUGGAUCGGGGACUUUUUUUUAGGACGGCACAGGAGUAGAUGUAUAGCCUAUGCAUACACAAUCCUGUGUUGCAGGGAUCUCCUUCUACAUUGCCACAGCUGUUAGUCUUCAGUUUCCAAUUGUCUAGGAGGGGUUAGUUUUAUAUUCUGCUUGUAUACUGUCCCUUUGUGGUGAAACAUGUGUACUACAGCUGUCCUGUGUGUCCUAUUGGAAAUGAGACUUUGGUCAUUCCUGAGGUUGAGGAUGUAAUCCUGUGAGCAAGUAUAAUGCUUUUAAGCACUUUUUAUUAUUUCAGUGACAAGCUAUACAUAACUGUACAGUAUAUACUUUGCAUAUUUUUUGCAGAUCAUUUUGUAAAGGAUAGAGUAUAUUUGCAAAAAAUGUUAGUGCCUUUUUGUAUUUCUGUUCUCUUGUGGUUAUCAGAAUGAUCCUGUAGAGUUAUCCUGUAGCAGACCCAGUGGACCAGAGACAGGUGUAUACUGAAGAAAUGAAACUAAAACAGCUUGUAGUAAGAUCUAAACAUACAGUAACGUGUUGCCUAACUGAUGAUCCAUAAUGGACAUUUUUGUUGCUCUUCCUCUUUGGGACUCCAUUUGUAAAUGUUAGUUUUACCGUGUAGCUCUACUUUGUACCUCAAGAGUCAUGACCCUAUCCCAGAGUGGGCCAUAAACCUAACUCGGGAUGGGUCGUGAUCUAUAUGAUUCAUCUCGAUCUCUGUAAUAAGAGGCUUACAAGGUCCCCACUGUUUUCCAAACAGAGCUCAUUUCCUCUAUUUUUCCAUAACUUAUAAGGGUAAACUUGGUCCUGAUCUAUCCGGUACGCUUCUAUUUGUCACUACCAUAUGUACAUAUAUUUUUUUGUAUUUAUGUUCCAUUUGAGGACAUAAAGAUGUCCCUUCUGCUUUUAAUAAAUAUUGAUUCCAAUGUUU
Oncorhynchus gorbuscha (pink salmon) is the source of this 6503-nucleotide messenger RNA. RefSeq names its product G-protein-signaling modulator 1-like. The transcript is spliced from 14 exons. Gene Ontology annotation, molecular function: GTPase regulator activity; protein binding. Lineage: Eukaryota; Metazoa; Chordata; Actinopteri; Salmoniformes; Salmonidae. The coding region runs from base 683 to 2746 and encodes 687 amino acids. The record is from RefSeq and is a predicted model, not a curated record.